AGUGUAACGAGCAGCACACGCAGGCAGGCAGGCAGACAGGCAGUGGACGUGAUGAUGCUGCGUCGGUAGCUGGAUGCACAUCUCUGCUCGCUCCAGCAUCAUCCACUCACACUAUCGUGCUAUGGCAGAGCUCCAGUAGCCUUUCCACGGCGCCGCGUCCUGCUUGUUACUACCGGAGCCGAUGAAUUCAAAAGCGUCGUUCAAGAGCCAGCCUGCGUUCGUCGCCCUACAAAGCUGUGGAGCAGCGAUACCGAGCGGCUAAAGUCUCCUCUGUGCGUGUGUCAGUGUGUGCAGACACACACUCACACACACACAACACACACUCACAAAAGAGGAAAACUAUGCCAGCAGCACCAAAGUCACUGCCCCUGAUGACUUCCCAGCUUUUUGGUCAGACGAUUGUGUCCCCCACUAGCCUCUCUGUCCACACUGGCAGAUCCAUGCUGCUGGAUGCUCCUCACAGAGCCACACCCGCACCAUGAGCGCCAACGGGCCCACCCCGGACCCAGCCCCUACAGCCCCAGAGGCUCCUCCGACUUCGACCUCUACCCCUGCACCUGCUCAGGCUCCAGCUCCAGCUCCGGCACCUGCAGCGCCAGCUGCUCCACCUGCCCAGCCUGCCCCACCUGCCCCAACGUCCUCGACCAUCCCGGUGGGAGCAUUGGCACAGAAGAAGCGGCAGCAGUAUGCCAAAAGCAAGAAGCAGGGCAGUAACGCCAACAGCAGGCCGCCGAGGGCUCUGUUCUGCCUCAACCUCAACAACCCCAUACGUAGAGCCUGCAUCAGCCUGGUGGAGUGGAAGCCAUUUGACAUAUUUAUACUCAUUGCUAUCUUUGCCAACUGUAUGGCCUUAGCUGUCUACGUCCCUUUCCCCGAAGACGAUUCCAACUCCACAAACCACGACCUGGAGACAGUCGAGUAUGCCUUCCUCAUCAUUUUCACAAUCGAGACUUUUCUGAAGAUUAUCGCUUACGGUUUGGUGAUGCAUCAGAAUGCCUACGUGAGAAACGGUUGGAACAUGUUGGAUUUUGUCAUCGUCGUCAUCGGACUCUUCAGUGUUGUCUUAGAGGUUCUGACCAAAGAUGAGAAGGCAGAGGCUGAAGGAGAGGAAGACCACUCAACCAUGCAUGGACAUGGCGGUAAACCCGGGGGAUUUGACGUUAAAGCCCUCCGAGCCUUCCGUGUGCUGCGACCCUUGCGGUUGGUCUCAGGAGUACCCAGUUUACAAGUGGUGUUGAACUCCAUCAUUAAAGCCAUGGUCCCUCUCCUUCAUAUUGCUCUCCUGGUCUUGUUUGUCAUCAUCAUCUAUGCUAUUAUUGGCCUGGAGCUUUUCAUCGGUAAAAUGCACGCCACCUGUUACCUUCCUGGCUCAGGCAUGUUAGCAGAGGAGGAUCCCGCUCCAUGUGCGAUCUCAGGGCACGGGCGGCAAUGCCCCAUCAAUGGUACCGAGUGCAGGGAAGGCUGGCAAGGCCCCAACGGUGGUAUCACCAACUUCGACAACUUCCUUUUCGCCAUGCUGACGGUGUUCCAGUGCAUAACCAUGGAGGGCUGGACGGAUGUGCUGUAUUGGAUGAACGAUGCUAUGGGCUUUGAACUUCCAUGGGUGUACUUUGUCAGUCUUGUGAUCUUCGGCUCCUUUUUCGUUCUUAACCUGGUUUUGGGUGUGUUGAGCGGAGAGUUCUCCAAGGAGAGAGAGAAAGCCAAAGCUCGCGGAGACUUUCAGAAGCUGCGUGAGAAGCAGCAGCUGGAGGAGGACCUGAAGGGUUACCUGGACUGGAUCACUCAGGCUGAAGACAUCGACCCUGACAACGAGGACGAGGCGGAAGAGGAGUGUAAACGCAACCGGCUGACUCUGGCUGACCUUACUGAGAAGAAGAAAGGAAGGUUUGGGUGGUUCAGCCAGUCAUCCGACACUCAUGCGAGCGUUCCAGCCAGCGAAACGGAAUCUGUCAACACUGAGAACCAAAACGUGGAGGAUGAAAAGACGCCAUGCUGCGGACCACUGUGUCAAAAAAUUUCAAAGUCAAAGUUCAGUCGGCGCUGGCGUCGCUGGAACAGGUUUUGCCGCAGAAAGUGCCGGUUGGCUGUCAAAUCGGUGCCUUUCUACUGGCUGGUCAUCAUCUUGGUUUUCCUCAACACUCUUACCAUAUCGUCAGAACACUACAACCAACCCUUGUGGCUGACGCAAGUGCAGGAUGUGGCCAAUAAGGUGCUCUUAGCUCUGUUCACUUGCGAGAUGUUGGUGAAGAUGUACAGUCUAGGCCUGCAGGCCUACUUUGUGUCGCUCUUCAACCGCUUCGACUGCUUCGUAGUGUGCGGAGGAAUCACCGAGACCAUCCUGGUGGAGCUGGAGAUCAUGUCGCCCCUCGGGAUCUCUGUGUUCCGCUGUGUGCGCUUGCUGAGGAUUUUCAAAGUCACACGUCACUGGCAGUCACUCAGCAACUUGGUGGCUUCUCUCCUUAACUCCAUGAAGUCCAUCGCUUCCCUGCUGCUGCUUCUCUUCCUCUUCAUCAUCAUCUUCUCCCUGCUGGGCAUGCAGGUGUUUGGUGGCAAGUUCAACUUUGACGAGACCCAAACCAAGAGAAGCACCUUUGACAACUUCCCCCAAGCUCUACUUACAGUCUUUCAGAUCUUGACCGGAGAAGACUGGAACGCUGUGAUGUACGACGGGAUCAUGGCGUACGGAGGUCCUUCCUCUUCGGGGAUGAUUGUGUGCUUUUACUUCAUCAUCCUCUUCAUCUGCGGAAACUAUAUCCUGCUGAAUGUCUUCUUGGCUAUCGCUGUGGACAACUUGGCAGAUGCAGAGUCUCUCAACACGGAUGAAGCAGAUAAGAAAGGGGAAAAGAAGGAUGAAAAAGAUGAGAAGGACGAAGAAGAGGACAACGACGACACUGCAGCAGAAGAGGAAGACCCAGAAGUCCCAACAGGACCUCGGCCGGCAAUCUCCGACUUGGUAAAGAAAGAGAAGAUCACACCGAUCCCAGAGGGAAGUGCCUUCUUCAUCUUCAGCAACACUAACCCGGUUCGCGUGUUGUGCCACAAGCUCAUCAAUCACCACAUCUUCACCAACCUCAUCCUUGUCUUCAUCAUGCUCAGCUCUGUCUCGCUUGCUGCCGAGGAUCCCAUCAGAAACUUCUCCGCUCGCAAUAUCAUACUUGGUUACUUUGACUAUGCUUUCACGGCUAUCUUUACUGUUGAGAUCGUUUUGAAGGUCCUAGGCUAUGCAGAUUAUGUCUUCACUAGUAUGUUUACAUUUGAGAUCAUAUUGAAGAUGACAACAUACGGAGCUUUUCUCCAUAAAGGAGCUUUCUGCAGGAAUUACUUCAACCUUCUGGACUUGUUAGUGGUGGGAGUGUCUUUAGUCUCCUUUGGCAUACAGUCGUCUGCCAUCUCAGUGGUGAAGAUUCUCAGGGUCCUUCGUGUCCUCAGACCCUUGAGAGCCAUUAACCGAGCCAAAGGCCUAAAGCACGUGGUGCAGUGUGUGUUUGUGGCCAUCAGAACCAUUGGAAACAUCAUGAUUGUCACCACUCUGCUCCAGUUCAUGUUUGCCUGCAUUGGGGUGCAGCUCUUCAAGGGAAAGUUCUACCGCUGCACAGAUGAAGCCAAGUCGAGCCCAGAGGAGUGCAAAGGCACCUACAUCCUGUAUAAGGACGGCGAUGUGAACCAGCCCACCAUCCACAAACGAGUGUGGCACAACAGCGACUUCAACUUUGACAACGUGCUCAUGGCCAUGAUGGCUCUCUUCACUGUGUCCACAUUUGAAGGCUGGCCUGCGUUACUUUACAAGGCCAUCGACUCCAACAGGGAGAACCUGGGGCCCAUUUACAACUACCGUGUGGAGAUCUCGAUCUUCUUCAUCAUCUACAUCAUCAUCAUUGCCUUCUUCAUGAUGAACAUAUUCGUGGGUUUUGUGAUCGUCACAUUUCAGGAGCAAGGAGAGAAAGAGUACAAGAACUGCGAACUUGACAAAAACCAGCGUCAGUGUGUGGAGUACGCCCUGAAGGCCCGUCCUCUGAGGAGGUACAUCCCCAAGAACCCGUACCAGUACAAGUUCUGGUAUGUGGUCAACUCUACCGGCUUUGAGUACAUCAUGUUUGUGCUCAUCAUGCUCAACACACUCUGCCUGGCGGUCCAGCACUACGGCCAGUCCGCACUCUUUAACUACGUCAUGGACAUCCUCAACAUGGUCUUCACGGCUGUUUUCACUGUGGAAAUGGUUCUCAAGCUCAUUGCUUUUAAACCCAGGCACUAUUUUGCUGAUGCUUGGAACACGUUUGAUGCCUUAAUUGUCGUCGGUAGCGUUGUUGAUAUCGCUAUCACUGAAGUGAAUCCAACAGAAACUCCUCAGGUGGAUGAACAGGGGAACACGGAGGACAGCGCCCGCAUCUCCAUUACCUUCUUCCGUCUCUUCCGGGUCAUGCGACUCGUUAAGCUGCUCAGCCGAGGGGAGGGCAUCAGGACUCUUCUUUGGACCUUCAUCAAAUCCUUCCAGGCCCUGCCGUACGUCGCUCUCCUGAUAGCCAUGCUGUUCUUCAUCUAUGCUGUCAUCGGGAUGCAGGUUUUUGGGAAGAUUGCAAUGGUGGAUGGCACACACAUCAACCGAAACAACAACUUCCAGACCUUCCCUCAGGCCGUGCUCCUCCUCUUCAGGUGUGCCACCGGGGAAGCGUGGCAAGAGAUCAUGUUGGCCUGCAUGCCGGGGAAGCUGUGUGACCCCGAGUCAGACUACAACCCCGGCGAGGAGAUGACAUGUGGCAGCGGAUUUGCAAUCAUUUACUUCAUUACUUUCUACAUGCUGUGCGCCUUCUUGAUUAUCAACUUGUUUGUGGCCGUCAUUAUGGACAACUUUGACUAUCUGACAAGAGAUUGGUCCAUUCUGGGCCCACACCAUUUGGAUGAAUUCAAGAGAAUUUGGUCAGAGUAUGAUCCAGAGGCCAAGGGAAGAAUUAAGCAUCUUGAUGUGGUAACACUUCUGAGAAGAAUACAGCCUCCUCUUGGCUUUGGCAAACUGUGUCCUCACCGAGUGGCUUGCAAGAGGCUGGUGGCUAUGAAUAUGCCACUGAACAGCGAUGGCACGGUCAUGUUCAACGCUACUCUCUUUGCUCUGGUGCGAACAGCCCUGAAGAUAAAAACUGAAGGUAAUCUGGAACAAGCUAACGAGGAGCUUCGGGCUGUCAUCAAGAAAAUCUGGAAGAGAACUAGUAUGAAGCUUCUGGAUCAAGUAGUGCCCCCUGCUGGUGAUGAUGAGGUAACCGUGGGGAAGUUCUAUGCCACCUUCCUGAUACAGGACUACUUUAGGAAAUUCAAGAAACGUAAAGAGGAAGGCCUGGUGGGUGCGCACCCCUCCCAGAACAGCACGGCCAUCGCACUGCAGGCUGGCCUCCGCACGCUCCAUGAUAUUGGGCCCGAAAUACGCCGAGCGAUAUCAUGUGACCUGCAAGAUGACGAACUAAUAGACUUUAUACCAGAGGAAGACGAGGAAAUUUAUAGGCGUAACGGCGGACUCUUUGGCAACCAUCUCAUGAACGGAGGUCAUCGGCGGUCCAACGGCCACCAGACCAACGCCACGCAGCGUCCCCUGCAAGUGCAGCCGCCGCCUCACUACGCUCACAUGGAGCAACCGGUGGGGCGGCUGUCUCGAGCCAACGCCAUGUCCCACGGCAACCACCGUCACCACCACCAUCACCACCACCACCACCACCGCCACCACAACAACUCCUACGGAAAGUCUCCCAAAUCCACCAACAUCAACCUCAACAACGCCAACAAGUCCAGUCUGCCCAACGGUGGGCACCAUCGCUACUAUGAACACGCCCCUCCCAACGGGUACCCGGGACAUUGUGGCUCCUACUAUGACUAUGAAAAGCCUCACACUCCACAAGCUCAAAGAAGGCGCUACUAUGAGACCUAUGUUAGGUCCAAUGGCGGAGACAGACGCCACCCCACCAUCCGCAGAGAGGAGGAGUUGGAUGAAGAUCGCCUCUCUGGCGUGUAUUAUAGCGGGGAGGAGUUUUAUGAAGACGACAGCAUGCUGUCAGGGGACAGGUACCAGAACAGCGACGCAGAGUAUGAGACCCCCAAAGGCUACCAUCACCCUGACGGCUACUAUGACGACGAUGAGCAGCCUCUCUACCACGACUCCAGGAGGUCACCUAAAAGACGCUUGCUACCUGCCACACCUCAAGGUCACAGGAGGCCGUCUUUCAACUUUGAGUGUCUGCGCAGACAGGGCAGCCAAGAUGAGCUUCCACAUCAGCGCACUGCACUACCACUGCACCUAAUGCAGCAGCAGGUCAUGGCCGUAGCAGGACUGGAUUCCAGCAGAGCCCACCGCCUUUCCCCGACACGCUCCACCCGCUCCUGGGCCACACCCCCUGCCACCCCGGCCAGUAAAGACCAAUCGCCGUACUACACCCCACUCAUCCGCGUGGACCGCCCGCACAGGGAGAGCAUCGCCAGCAGCCACGUGUCGGUGCGCAAGAGCUCCUGGUACACGGACGACCCGGACUUCUCGCAGAGGACGUACUCGCCCAUUCACCUGCAUGUGCCGCCUGAGUACCACAACCAGUACCACCAUAAGAGAGGCAGCGCCACCAGCCUGGUAGAAGCGGUUUUAAUAUCAGAAGGACUCGGGAGGUAUGCCAAGGAUCCCAAGUUCGUUGCCGCCACCAAGCACGAGAUAGCGGACGCCUGCGAGAUGACCAUAGACGAGAUGGAGAGCGCCGCCAGCCACCUGCUUAAUGGCGGCAUGGCGCCGGUCAAUGUGUUCCCCCUCCUGACUGCGGGGGGCUACGAGCCGCAGGACCCGGCGGCCAGCUACAGCGACGAGGAGCCGGAGACGGAACCUAGGGCUCCCUAUGAGGAGGACCUGGCAGACGAGAUGAUUUGCAUCACGACUUUAUAGCAGGAGACGCUAGAAUCAGUGAAACUAAGACACGUCGUAUUCUUAGGCUUUGACCCAAAGAAGUGCCUUCAACACUGAGGAGGGAAGGCGGGGAGGAGAAAAACACGACAGGAAAGAUCUCCUUCUGCCAGCGAAGGACGUCACUGCACCAAGGAGGCCGACCUGACCUUCCUGUCAAAGGGCUUGGCCUGGGGGUCCGGGCAGCGAGCAGCGAGGGCUGCUCUGAUCAGGAUAUGACAAUCAAAUGAACGAUGUCAUUACCUCAGUCACUUUAUUAGGGUUUGGCAUAUCAUGCAAGUUUUCAAUGCAAACAUACAAAGGUGUACCCCUCCACCCCCCUACACACACACACACACACACACAAUCUCUCUCUUCCUUUAGUCUCAUUGGAUCCCCUCGUCAUGUGAUACCUGCUCCCAACACGGUACAAGUUACUUCUGAGGCGUUUGUGAUCAAAAUUGGAGCAGGCAAAUUUGUUUGAGAAUAAUUUCAUAGCUGUAAAUUGUACAAUAUGCUGACAAGAGAUAUUCUAUAUUUUCUAAUGAUCCAUCCUUUAAAAAGAUCAGCAAUAUGCACCAUACUGAUGUGCUACAAUACCCAUCUCGUUUUAGUUUCCGUCCUAAUCUAGAUGUAUUUGAGGUUCGGCAUGUGUGACAAGUGCACAAGCGAAUGAAUAAGACUUCUACGUACAAGUGUCGUUGUACUUUGGAACCUCCAAAGGGUUUUGUCACAAUUACAAGUUGUUCAGAACUCAUUCCAGGGUCAAAAUAUUUAGUUUUUUCUAACUUCAGUAAAUAACUGUACAAGCGUGUAAUUAAAGGAAAAGAAAGUAAAAACUACACCCACAAUGAUGACAUCUGAACAUAAUAGCUCAUUACAUUUAAUAGUAACGAGUAAUCUAAUUAUUUACUUUAACGUACAUUACAAGGCCUUUACCGAUGUACGUUUGAUGUAAGUUCUAUGUCAACAAGACAGCAUCAGAAGCCCAGCGAGUUCAAUGCAGAAAGUCAAUUUUCAUUAAUGAAAGCAACAACCAGUACCACAUUAAAAUAAACUUGAUAUUAAAUAGGAAGAGGCAACAUCACACAGCAAACAACACACAACAUGUAAGUACACACUCACAGACACUCCUACUACUACCACUACGAGGAAAUAAUAAAACAAAAAAAUCAAUGAUUGAAGUGACAAGCUUGCAAUCGUACAAGGAGACUACAGCCAUAAAUCUCUAGUGUUAACACAAUCUAGUGAAAAGGUUAAACAGAGCUAACUGCCGCUGCUAAGCUAACAAACACAACUGAGCUAAAAUUCGGCUCUGUCUGAGCGCGCUCUCGCUGAUGUCACGUGUCAUUUUGCACUCUGCUUUCAUGAAACAUCUCUCAAAUGCAUAUGCCAGAUGUUUGAAGUAUUUUCUAAGAAACGCAUGAAUUAUUUUACCAAGUCAAUCAUUACAAUAAUGCAAGAGUAUGUUAGUAAUUCAAUUACUUUUUUUAAAACGAGUAACAAGUAACUAUAAUUAGUUUUUAAAAGUAAUUAUCUGAAAAUUGCACGUGACAGACAGAACAUGCAGCGUUACUGACACUUUGUGGUGUUUUGUAGGGCUCGGGGUGACUUUUGACGCUUGGUUCAAACAAGUUUUGUUUGACUUCUGAGGUAUAUCAUCAUAGGAGAUAUUGCUUGAAUUCCGAAUAGUAGUCUCUUUGUAAAUGCCAAAGACUAUAAAAAUUGUGACCCUUUACCUCCCUGCUUGGCACUCAGCAUCAAGGGUUGGAAUUGGGCGUUAGAAAAUCAUUUUAAAACAGUGUAAUAAAACUAAAACCAAGCAAAAUUUAAGGAUUUUACUCAGAGGUGUGUUUUUUGGUGUGAUACUAGUGGUGUCUUGGAGGUACUGCUGGAGUAAAAACAUAUGUGUCCAAAAAAAAACUUGCUAAGCUGAAGUCUAACAAUUCACUCAAAGAACUUUGCUUAGUUUAAUCAAGUUUUGGUCAUUUCAAGAUUUUGCUUGAAUGCCAAUAUUUAAUCUAACCUUUACCAUUUUUACAACCUUUAUGAAUCUCAUACGUAUUGUUUUAAAUAACAUUUUAACAUUCAGCAUAAAAAAAAGUUAACAAGCUUGUGUAAAACGAUGUACAAAUACUCCACUUUUAAAGACAAUAAAUGGACGUUACGGAGACAGAACAGGAAAGGGUUUUCUGUGUGAUACUGCCAUCUGGUGGUGUUUUAUAGGUACUACUGAAGUUACGACGUACAAGACCAAAAACAUAGACACACUGAGAGUCUGACAAACUCUCUUUAGACGCUGCUUGGUUCGACCAAGUUUUGUUGGACUUUGAACGCAAAAUGACCGUUGGAUCUCGAGUUGUUCAACUUUACUUUGAAGGUUCCACUGUAAGUCAAGACACGCAAUGAAAACAAUAAUUGUAUUCAUUUACAGAAUAAAAUGCUGCUUUCUUUCUGCGUUUUUUUAAAACUAAGUUUAGUUGCUGAAAUUUGCUGCAGUAAGAACAAAAUGAAAAUAGUAGAGAGUGUAAAAGAUUAUUUAAAGCUAGUCCUUAAAGACUUUCUAUGGAGGAACUUGUUCUGUCAAAUGUUGGCGAGACGCUAAGCAAUACGAAAAGAUGGACCCCCAUUCUCAGACUCCCUCGCCCCUGAUCCCCCCUUUCAGUCUGGGCCCACCUGGCGCCGAUUUUACCUCGUUUGGCGGAUUUGACAACAUAUCACUGUGUAAUGUCUCACAGUUUCCCACAGGGGGAGUCAUAGAAGAAAAAACAGGGUUGAACACAUGGACGAUGUUCUAGAAUACUCGGAGAUGCUAACUUAUUAAGGACGCUAACUUGUUAUGAUCAAUGAUGCUAAAGACAGUAGGUUUUGUCGUCACUAAUGUUUAUUUCAUCCGUCCUUCACCGUUGAUGUGCUGUACGCUCAUUUAAGGUUGUGUUCACACUCGACAUGUUUGCUUUGGUUAAAAGGAACUGCAGUCCGUUUGCUCUGCUGCUGAUCACCAAACGCCCUGGUUUGGUUUGGUUCACUUCAGCUUAAAUGUGACAACUGUACACGGACCAUAGAUUGAAGUCAAUGUUAAAAUGUCAAAAUUAUCCAACAAUAAAGCAAAAUAUUACAAAAAUAAAAUCACAAUUUAAUAUUACAAGAAAAAACGUUACGAUUUUUUUCUGAUAAAUGUAUUUUCAGUUUUACAAGAGAAGUUUUAAAAUUAAAAGGGAGUCAUAAUAUUCCAAGACAAAAUCAUAAUUAAAAUAUACAUUUCAAUACUAAAUGUGGUUUCAUUACAACUGAAUAGGAGAAAAAAUACUUUGAAUUAAAAAAAGUAAAAAUUGUACCACAAAAAGUGAUAACAUUACUUAAAAGUCAUAAUUUUAUAAUGAUAAGGGAAAAUAGUAUGAUGCUAAUGAUGUAAUAUUAAAGGAAUAAUUACAUAAUUGUGCUUGAUAUUUUUUCAUAUUUAAAAAUAUUACAAGACAACAAUUCAAAAGGCGUUAUCUCACAACAAAUUAUUGUAAUACAAAAUUAUGAUAAUGAAACAAAAAAGUAGAAUUUUACCGAAAAGGUAAGGCACUAAUAUGACAAUAAUGAAAUAAUAUCACAAGACAAAUUCCUAAAAAAAAUUGUUAAAGAUCGUGUCAAAAACAUGUUAUUACAAACAUUAAAAAAAUAUGUUAUUUUUAUAUCGAAAUUAUUUACAAAGAAAUGUAAUAUAUAAACAAAACGAAAAUCACAUUUUACAAGAAUAAAUGCAAAAAUAUUAUGAGAGUAAAAAUUUAAGCAGCAAACUGGGCAGCCUCGGAUCAGAUAAACAAAUGUGCAGAUUUAAAAUGAGCACUUAUUACUUAAGAAAGUGUUAAAUACGAUAAUAUAAAACACAUUCAUAGAGUUAAUUGACAAAUAUCGAUAUGUAUGAUUUUUUUUUAUUAUUUGUUAUCAUAUUUUCCAACAUAAGUGAGGCUCGCAUGUCAACCUAAAACAAAAGUGUUUUUGUUUGUUUACCCAAGCACAAGUGUGAACGCAGCCUGAUUGUCUAGACGAUGUAGAUUUUGUUUCCAUUUUGUGUGCACAUUGAAAGGGCUCUUUGAAUUGUUGUCAGUUUAAAAAAACAAAACGAACAAAAUUGUGUUUACCGCAAAAAGGACAGCACAUGAAGCGGCACAUCCUACAUUCGUAGCAACUGAUGAAGUGAAGAUAUGCAUUUUUUGUAAAAGUUACACUAAAGAUGAAAAUAACUUUUACCUCAUGUCAGGAAUUCCUGAAGAAGAAAAAAAAAAAAAAAAAAAAAAGAGUACACGGUGACUACCAAUAUUUCAAUAUAGCACAUUGCUGUUUGUCUUUGCACAAGUAAUAACUGUAUAGUGCUUUUCUUCCUCCUUUUCUAAACUCAUUUGUGUUUUAAGGUGACCACUUUUUUGUACUCUUUUUGUGAUGUAAUAUUACAUGACAUGCUUUAGUGGACACUCGCAAGUCAUCCUGCAGAAAAAAAUUGGAGAGCCUCGUGCUCUGCUGGGGGGCAAAAGAAAAUAACCAGUUUACAGAGAAACCUGACGUUUAUGUCACCUGCGCCCAAACACUGAAGUGAUCCACAACACAUAAACGCCAUUAAACCAUAGCAACGAUAAAAUGAGGCGAUCACAUAAACGCUGCAGGAUAAAAAAAAAAGGCGGCAACUGCCAGAAAAUACGCACAAAAAGCUGAAAACUACUGCAUAACAGAAAGGCUGCAAGUUGACGGAACAGAGGUCAGCCAGGCUAACACAAAGUUACUCAUAUACCCAGAAGAGUCUGGCUAUUAGAAAGUUAAAGGGGAACAUUAUCACCAGACCUAUGUAAGCGUCAAUAUAUACCUUGAUGUUCCAGAAAAAAGACCAUAUCUAAAUGGGUGAAUUUUGGCGAAUUAAACGCCUUUCUAUUAUUCGCUCUCAGAGCGAUGACGUCACGUUGGGACGUCACCUAGGUAGUCAGUCCGCCAUUUUCUCAAACACAUUACAAACAUUGAGUGUAAUCAGCUCUGUUAUUUUCCGUUUUUUCGACUGUUUUCCGUACCUUGGAGACAUCAUGCCUCGUCGGUGUGUUGUCGGAGGGUGUAACAACACGAUCAGGGACGGAUUCAAGUUGACUUCCGUGGAGUGUGCUUCGAUUAGCACGGCAUGCUAAUCGAUGCUAACAUGCUUUUUAGGCUAGCUGUAUGUACAUUUGUAGCUAUAUUUGCAUCCAGUGUUUCCCUCCACCCACAUUUAAUGCCAAACAAACACUUACCAGUCAACGAUUUAAGUUGCUCCAGUGUCACAAGUUGCGAAAGUCCCGAUCGUUUGGUCUGCACAUUUUACCGGUGAUGCUAAGGCAGACAUGGCACAGAGAUGUACGGACAGCCUGCGACACUCAAUCGAAGGCGAUCGCCGAAUAGCAUCAAUAGCUAUUCGCUCAAUAGUUUCAGUUUCUUCUUCAAUUUCGUUUUCGCUAUGUGCCUCCAUACUCCAACCAUCCGUUUCAAUACAUGCGUAAUCUGUUGAAUCGCUUUAGCCGCUGAAAUCCGAGUCUGAAUCUGAGCUAAUGUCGCUAUAUCUUGCUGUGCUAUCCGCCAUGUUGGCAACACUAAAUGACGUCACAGGAAAAUGGACGAUGGAUUUAAAGAUAGCGAAAAUCAGGCACUUUAAAGCCUUUUUUCGGGAUACUCCAUGAUGGGUAAAAUUUUGAAAAAAACUUUGAAAAAUAAAAUAAGCCGCUGGGAACUGAUUUUUAUUGGUUUUAACCCUUCUGAAAUUCUGAUAAUGUUCCCCUUUAAGCAAGCUGCCAAACUAUCAGGGAAUUAGUCUUACGACCAGUGAUUUAAACACGUUACCAGGAACCGGCUUGGCACUCAGCAUCAAGGGUUGCAAUUGGGGGUUAAAUCAACAAAAUGAUUCCCGGGCGCGGCCAUCGCUGCUGCUCACUUCUCCGCUCACCUCCCAGGGGGUGAACAAGGGGAUGGGUCAAAUACAGAGGACACAUUUCAACACACUUAGUGUGUGUGACAAUCAUUGGUACUUUACCAAACUUAACUUAAAUUUACUAGGUUACCGAAGUUAACCAAUUUACUAGGAAAGUAAUCUGGGGACCAGGAAGUUAGUCAGUCAGUCAGGAAGUCAACCAAGCUGUAGGGAAUCAAACCAAAAUACUGGCAAACAGGAAGUUGGUCAGGUAAUCAGAAAGUUGGUCUGGUUGCUAGUUAUUGUUUAUUGGUAGUCUUUGGUUUUCCUCUGCAAACUUACAGCAUUUUAGUCACAAACUUGUUUGAUUUGUUUGUUUGUGUUUCUUGCAUUUGCAGACAAUUUUCUUUUGCAUCUUUUAAAAAUCCUGGAGCGUUUGUGAUUUCAGCACAUUUAAUUUGCGUUCGUUUCGUGGUGUUUGUGGAUCAUCUCUGUUCGGACGUUGCGUCAUGUUUGUCUCUUAUCGACCACCGUAGUUUUCUUCUUCAUAUGGUAAAACAAUAGGAUGAUUUUUCUUAAUGUUCUGUAUUAAAUAUAAGAUGUAAAAUAUGUAUAAAGUAUGGAGAAGACAGUCAUGUUCUCUACUUUAAAGUCUUGAUAUUUGCUCCUAAAUGUUUAUGGUUUUGUUUCCAUCCAUCUUAGUAGCAAAUGCUUUAAUAAAACCUUUAUGGUUUUGUAACAAAACACGUUAUUGGUUUCAUUUGGGCAUUGUCUUUAUUUGAAU
Messenger RNA from Nerophis ophidion (straightnose pipefish), 13596 nucleotides. RefSeq names its product calcium channel, voltage-dependent, L type, alpha 1D subunit, a (gene cacna1da). Gene Ontology annotation, biological process: calcium ion import across plasma membrane. Gene Ontology annotation, molecular function: high voltage-gated calcium channel activity. The coding region runs from base 479 to 6904 and encodes 2141 amino acids. The record is from RefSeq and is a predicted model, not a curated record. The transcript has 48 exons. Gene Ontology annotation, cellular component: membrane; voltage-gated calcium channel complex. Lineage: Eukaryota; Metazoa; Chordata; Actinopteri; Syngnathiformes; Syngnathidae.